Molecule: messenger RNA, 1833 nt
Organism: Podarcis muralis (Common wall lizard)
Lineage: Eukaryota; Metazoa; Chordata; Lepidosauria; Squamata; Lacertidae
Product: nuclear receptor subfamily 0 group B member 2-like
Biological process (GO): negative regulation of transcription by RNA polymerase II
Cellular component (GO): cytoplasm; nucleus
Molecular function (GO): transcription factor binding; transcription corepressor activity
Source: RefSeq, a predicted model, not a curated record
UAAAUGGCAGUUUCCCCAGCCAUCCCUGUUUUAUCUGCACCACAACCCAGUGAGGUAGGAUAAACUAAAAGGCCCAGGGUCGCCCAGUGAGUUACUUGGAGGAGCGGGAAUAGAACCUACUGCCCAAAUUUCUUACUAUAAUGGCAGAAUGCAAGCCAGCAGGCUCACUCUUAAGACAGGGCCAUGGCUGUGACCUUAUAAUACAAAGUGUGUGACUGCAAUAAUAGUCAUUGUUUUAGCAUAUAAGGUGCUUGGUGUUGGGGCAUGGAGACAAUUGCCCUGAUGCUGAGGUGAUUCGUGAUCAUAAACGUCAUGCUCGCUCCCCCCUCCCCCCCUUGCUCAUUCAUUCAGACCAUUUCUGCCCUGUCAGGGUUUGUUUAGCCACACCUUGGUUGGCUGUGGAUGAAAACAGUCAGGAGCAAAUAAAGUUCAAGGGAACUGCUGCUGGGGUCACUAUUUACUGUUCGGCUUCCUGUGUAUAAAAACCAUGCCAUGCCUACCUUGUUGUUAGGAAUACUCGUUUCUGUUUUCUCAUUAUAUUUCCGCAUUGAUCAGUUCUCCAAACGGCAGAAGAUCCCAGGCUGAGCACUCUCUUAGGAAGCUGCUAUGGCUGCUCAAGGGCCGUUUGAGAUGGGUGGCAAAUGUUGCAGCAGCUCAGUUUCUCCCCAGAGCAUCCUCUACCAAAUCCUUAACAAUGAAGAGCGAUGGAAGACCGAAGGGAACCCCCAGUGUUUCCCCCUUCCCUUUCCAAAUAUUGGCUGCCCCUGUGAGGUAAACCGAAGAGUCAUCCUGAAAAUACCAGGCGUCACCUGCAACAGAGCAUUGGAAGUGCUUCUGAAAACUAUCACGUUCAUAAGAAAGCUGCCUUCUUUUUUUCAGUUGCCCCUGGAGGACCAGAUCCUCUUGAUACGACAGGGCUGGGAACCCCUCUUCCUACUGGGUCUGGCUCAAGAACGGGUGGACUUUGAACUCUUAGAGACCUCAGUCCCCAGCCUCUUGAAAGCAGUCCUCCUUAAUCAGUCUCCGGAAGGUGAAUACAAACUGGAGAACUCUCCUUUGGGAGCAUCACUAGCAGAAGUUCAGAAGAUUAAGGAUUUCCUGGGGAAGUUCUGGAAUGCAGACAUUUGUGCAAAAGAAUAUGCCUAUCUUAAAGGAAUUGUUCUAUUUAAUCCUGACCUCCAUGACUUAAAAUGCCACCAUUAUGUCCAGGCCCUUCAACAGGAAGCUCAGCAUACUCUGAUAGAGUUUGUCUCAAUGACUCAUAGCAGAAGCAGGAGGAGAUAUGCUUGGAUGAUGGAAUCGCUUGGUUUUCUGAGGACCUUCAGUCCAGAUACCAUUGGAGAACUCUUCUUCAAACCCAUCUUGGGUGAUGUCGACUUAAACACCUUACUUCUGGAAACACUUUACACCAAACAGGACCUUCUUUGACAUCUGAUGAGACAUUACAGAAGACCAGGACUAUCAUCAAAAGGGGCAAGUUCCCCAGAACAAUAGGAAACCUUGCUUUCUGUGCACUGGAAUCUGUCUCUACCCCUGUGGAGAACCCCACCACACUGUAGGACUCUCCUGUGUUUUGCCUAUUUCCUGUUUCUUUGGUGAUCUGCAUUAAUAUAUAUAUUUCACCAGUCAUCCAUAUGCUAUGAAGGCCAGCAUUCUAUUGCCCUUUUACCGAUAAUCUCCACUAGAUAAUGACUUUCCUUCCUCUUAUUGUUGCAUUAUACUUGUUUUUAUUAAUGCUUUGCCACCCAUGUAUUUCCAGACAUUUAAUGGUUCAGCACAGGACAAAACAGCCCAGACGUCACUGUGAUGUAAAAUAAAGUAUGUUUUAUUUAA